AAAAUUAGCAAGUUACAUCCUUAUAUAUAUAAUAGCCUCAAUGCCUGUUCAAUGGCUGAAUCACUGAACAUAUUAGAAGCCAACGGAAGCAAACUUUAGUAGCUACUGAUGGAGGUGGAGGCAUCCAGCGCCAGCGAGAGCAACUGGUUGAACGUGGGAACCACGAUUCCCGUCAGGAACGUCCAGGCUCUGGCUUCGUCCGCUGCCGACGAGCUGACGGCCGAUAAAAUUGAACGGUACAUCCAGCCGGAUAUCGACGCGCACGCCGUUCUUGCCGAGCGCUCCGGCGACAUUCCGAUCCUUGACCUCGGCAAGCUCCUGAACGCCGAGACGGGGGAAGCGGAGGGCGCCAAGCUCAGGUUCGCCUGCGAGGAGUGGGGAUUCUUUCAGCUGGUAAAUCAUGGAGUGCCAGACGAGAUCAUCGCCGGUGUGAAGCGUGACACUGAAAAGUUCUUUCAGCUCCCCCUCGACGUCAAGAAUGCUUACGCCCAGCGUCCAGGGGAUCUUCAAGGUUAUGGCCAAGCGUUUGUUCAAUCCAAUGAUCAAAAGCUUGACUGGGGUGACCUGUUGGGCCUCCUCACCCAGCCGCCUCAGGCCCGUGACAUGAGUUACUGGCCUAGUCAACCUCAUACAUUCAGAAAUUCCAUUGAAGAAUACUCUUCUGAAUUGAUGAAAGUUGCUGAUUCCAUUGUCGCCUCAAUUGCAAAAACACUAGACUAUGAUCCUGAAUUGAUGGCAGACAAAAAUGUGGUUCAGACUUUCCGGAUGAGCUACUACCCCCAGUGCUCCUCAACGCCUGAAAAAGUUUUAGGGUUCUCUCCGCAUUCUGAUGGGUCUUUUCUAACUAUCCUGCUAGAAGUUAACUCAGUACAAGGCUUACAAAUUAAAUGGCAUGGUGCGUGGAUCCCAGUAAAACCACGUCGUGAUGCACUAUUGGUGAAUGUGGGUGACCUUCUUGAGAUUAUGACGAAUGGAAAGUACAAGAGCAUUGAGCACAGGGUUACUGUGAAUGCCUAUAAGGAACGGCUAUCCAUAUCAUCGUUUCACGUCCCAAAGUUAGAUGCAAUAAUUAUGCCAAUUGUGAGCAUUAUGGAAGAGAAGGUGUUAUACAAGAAAACAAACGUAGAAGAGUAUGCAAGACGUUAUAUGUCAAACAAACUAGAUGGCAAGAGGGCCCUCGAUCAUGCAAAAAUAUCCGGAAUAUAAAUAUUGUCCGCUCUACUUUGGUGUUCCAUCAAAACAUUCGUAAAAUAGUUUCUUUUGUUUGAUUCUAACAGGUAAAAUUUGCUUUUCUAUUCGUCAU
Lolium rigidum is the source of this 1303-nucleotide messenger RNA. RefSeq names its product 2-oxoglutarate-dependent dioxygenase 11-like. Lineage: Eukaryota; Viridiplantae; Streptophyta; Magnoliopsida; Poales; Poaceae. The transcript is spliced from 4 exons. The coding region runs from base 109 to 1206 and encodes 365 amino acids. The record is from RefSeq and is a predicted model, not a curated record.